CGCCUCCAAGAAUCCAAGACAGCCGACGACGCACUAAACGCUCUUCUUCAAGAUGAUACGAGGGGAACCCUCUGCGCCUUCAACAAUAUCAAGAGAGGGCUCGAAUGGCACUUCCGAGAGCCGAGUUAUCCCCAAUACACCACCCCCGCCGGGCUCCGAUAUGAGUUUGACGCCUACCCGGAAAUAUAUGCCUGGCAGCAACGUCACUUCUGCGAGCACCCCCCGCCCCCGGUCGACACCAACCCGGACGUUAACGCGGGAACAGCUUCGUCAGAGAGCCUCUCUAUCCACUCAGGAGAUAGUGGAAGCGUGGAAUGGCCGUCUUCGGUCACGGAGGGGACCUCCAUCGAUUGCCUCUUCGGAGAUGACUGGUCUGUCUCAAGGUACAGCCCUCUUCCCCCCCCCUUCGGGGUUAAACUAAAGGACGGACAGCAUCGCGUUAGAAGCCUGGUCAUCAUCGGACCCAGCAAGUUGGGAAAAAGCCUGGUGGCCAGAUCAUUUGGAACGCACAACUACUUUCAGGGAGAAUGGAACAUUGAGCAGUUCAACCCCGAUGCUACAUACAACGUGUUCGACGACAUCGAAAAGGGACUGGAUGGGUUCAAUUUCCGAGCCUUCCUUGGAUGCCAGUCAGACGUAAACGUAGCAGACAAAUACCACAAAAAAACGCAGAUCAAAAACGGCAAGCCUUGCAUCUACCUGCACAACAUCGACCCUCUCGAGACCAAAACUGGGCAGAAGUUCGCCGAGUGGCUCACCGCAAAUUGCACGUUCGUCUACGUAUCUUCGCCAAUCUGCAACUUUGCGAGACUCGCUCUGGAACAAGACAUUGCCAAUCUCCUGCAUGUGGUACCCCUAGCUCCGUUUCCGGGUGCCCCUAGCUCCAAAUGUGGAGCCUCUGGUUCCGUGCUACAACCAAUCGCCAACAUACACGUCGUCACGCGGCGCUUCAGGCCCGGCCCCAUGCAUAAAGGAGCCUCUGGAGCCCCUGACAAUCUCUUCCUCGGUGAAGAUUUCAGCAUGGACGUGGAUUCGUCCCACACCUUUGACCGAUCGGAGAGGGAUGUUAAUACUCCAACCGCAUCCGAAGCGUCUCGGGAUGUCGCACCCUUUGGGAACCAAAAAUUCGUCGACACAAAGCGAAACAGCCAAUAUGUACUUCGCGCAAAAUACAUCCUCCUCACGUACUCACAAGUCGACGAGGAUGUGUUCCACCCACAAGCAAUCGUUAACUUGAUUAACAAUUGGGGCGGAAAAUGCCGUAUUGGCCGUGAGUUCCACCAGGAUGGCGGCAUUCAUUACCAUGCGUUUUGUAUGAAAGACGCCCGUUUCAUAACCCGCGACAAACGCAAAUUCGACAUCGCUGGUUUUCACCCCAACAUCACCCCCGUCAUGCGUACGCCCCACAGAGCAUGGGCCUAUGCUAUCAAGGACGGUAAUGUGAUACACGACGACAUCCCAGACGCCCCGGUCGGAAGGAGCGGAAAGGCCAAGAAACCCAGAAACGAAGUAUGGACUCUCCGCCUCCAAGAAUCCAAGACAGCCGACGACGCACUAAACGCUCUUCUUCAAGAUGAUACGAGGGGAACCCU
This is a messenger RNA of Rubroshorea leprosula, 1592 nucleotides long. NCBI's taxonomy places the organism in Eukaryota, Viridiplantae, Streptophyta, Magnoliopsida, Malvales, Dipterocarpaceae. The record is from the annotation of a GenBank genome assembly.